AUGGAUCUUUAUCGAGCCACCUUUGUCGGGUCACUUCUGCUCAACAGUGUCGCUUUGUUUCAAUCACAUCGCACACAGCAAGCAGAGAUCUCGAAGGCAUCUGACCCAGAUUCCUUCAAACACCGAGGUCGAUCAGAAACCGACAGAGAGAGCCUCAAGAAGCUGAAAUGGCGAUUCUUUCCAAUCUAUCUGCUAGUCAACGCUGCCGACUGGCUCCAGGGACCGUAUAUCUACCCUAUAUACAAAGAUGAAAAAGGACUUCCAGAAGAGACGGUCGCAUUCCUCUUCCUGAUCGGGUUUGUUUCAGCGGGCAUAUCGGCGUCCUUUGCAGGAACAUUCGCCGAUCGAUAUGGCCGUCGAACAGCAUGUCUUGCCUACUGCGCAAUAUACUCACUCUCAUCCGCUGCACUAUUUACUGAUAGAAUCUCAAUACUAUUCAUAGGGCGUGUGCUCGGGGGCAUUGCUGGCACGCUGCUGUGGAGCGUCUUCGAAAGUUGGCUGGUCGCCGAGUUCAAUCAACUCAUGCUGGAAGAUUCUGAACCUGACCUUAGUGGUAUCUUCAGUACAAUGACUACCUCCAAUACAUGCGUUGCAAUCGUCGCAGGCAUUGUGGCUGGGUGGCUGGUUGAUAGAGCUGGGACGGCAAAAGCACCUUUUUUUGCCUCCAUCGUUUGCUUGAUCUCAGCCUUCGUCGCCAUUUCAAGAUACUGGGGAGAGAACUAUGGAUCUAGCAAUCGCAGUGCCUCUGACCACACGGCACUCCUUCAGCAGGAAGAGGCUGAGCCAUCAAUCGCAGCACCUUCACCUCUGCGCAUGAUUCUACGCGAUCGCAAGAUUCUCAUUCUCGCAUUAACCUCGUGCUUCUUCGAAGGCUCCCUGUUCUUAUUCAUAUUUUUCAAAUUUCCAGCACUGAAGCUCAGUCAUAAACUAUCAGGCUCAACAGACGAACUUCCCUUCGGUCUCAUAUUCGCUAUCCUCAUGUGCUCCAUGAUGUUCGGCUCGCUGCUUUACAAUCGCCUCUCCACGUCCGCAACACCCGUGCCGGCACAAAGGAUACUCACCGGUGUGCUCGCCCUCGCAUCGUUAUGCUUCUUUAUUCCUGGCCAUUUCCGAGACGAGCGCAUUACGCUUUGGUGCUUCUGCAUCUUCGAGCUGUGCUGCGGGGUCUACUACCCGGUAAUGGCGUCCUUGAAGGGUAAGCUUAUCGAUGACGGCUCGAGAGCGAGCAUAUACGGAAUCCUACGGAUUCCGCUGAAUGUAUUUGUUGUGCUUGCCUUGAGCACUACUACAGAAGGCGAAGCGCAUCGCGAUACGGUCUUUACUACCUGUAGCGCACUUCUGGUUGUAGCUGCAAUCGUCGUUCAUAAGACUUUAGUAUAA
Messenger RNA from Cucurbitaria berberidis CBS 394.84, 1380 nucleotides. RefSeq names its product MFS general substrate transporter. The coding region runs from base 1 to 1380 and encodes 459 amino acids. Gene Ontology annotation, biological process: molybdate ion transport. Lineage: Eukaryota; Fungi; Ascomycota; Dothideomycetes; Pleosporales; Cucurbitariaceae. Gene Ontology annotation, cellular component: membrane. The transcript is spliced from 6 exons. Gene Ontology annotation, molecular function: molybdate ion transmembrane transporter activity. The record is from RefSeq and is a predicted model, not a curated record.